AUGAGGUCGCUGCAUGGUGUUGGGCUGUCCUCCCGGCGAGAGCUGAGAGAAAUGGGUAAAGAUGGCUUGCAAGCCAGAAUAACUGCACUCGAAGAGGAGGUAGGUCAACUUGAAGUGGCAAUGGAAAAGAGCAGCAAGAAGAAUGCAGCGAGCAUUUCGGAGCUGCAGAAAGAGCUGAAUGCAACCACGGCGAAGUUUCCAGACAAACUUCCUUGGCGCACUGAAGAACAGAAACUGAAAGCAAAGAUCAGAAAAAUCGAGGAUCAGAUAGCCGAAACGCAUCAACAGAUCCUCGCACAUGGCGAUGUGGCUGAAAGAAGUCGAACUGAGUUGGAAACCUUAGUCCAACAAGGGGCCAAAUGCAAAUGCAAAGGCGCUGGCAAGGAAAAGGUGAAGAAAAUAUCCUUGCUGCAGACCGAAGGCAGACCUCCAAGACACCUUUCUGAGGAUGAGAUUGCAGCCAUGGUCAACGAUUUAACAGGUCUCACUUUUGAUAUGGCGACUCAGACAAGUGCUGUGGAAGGUGCCAAAGGUGCUCCUGAUGAGUCAGUGGCCGUUGAGGGCUUGGUGAGGAAAGCGGAGGAGCUUCAAAGGCGCCGUUCUGAUCUCCAGGCUCAACAAGUGCAAGCGGCCAAGAAAUUUGAAGAGGAGCGAUCCAAACUCCUGGAGCAGUUUCAAGCUGCUUCGAGAAAGCUGUCUGCAGCCAAGGUCAAAGCGGUGCAGGAAGAGCAAAACGCCAAAGAGCGUCAGAGGACAUUGACAGAGCAGCACACCUACGCGUCUGCCAUUCUCACCCAGCAGGUGAACAAACUGGAGAAGUUGAACACACAGAUGGCUGAUUAUGGUGCAAGGAUCAAAGAGUUGUCUGACCUGGUGAAGACCUGUGGAUGUUUGGCGGAGGACGCAGCUGUGUGGAUGCCACCCGCAAAGGUCACCACAACAACUACCACUGUUGCGCCGCAGGUUGGAUUGGUGCGCGAGAGCCGUCUGCGAUCUGACAGCGCCCAGGCCGAAGUCAAGGCAAGCUCUUCUCAGUCGGCACUCCCUAGGGACACCGUGCUGUACAACUCAUGGGAUGUUGACAUGGAACUUGAGAAGCUGCAAGAUGCCAACAUCAAGAUCUACGAGGCUCAGGCAAACGACUUGAAGGUGAUGCGGCGGACGUGUGGCUUUACAGCAGGCUCGAAUGCCUCUGCCGAUGUGUACAACACAUGGUGUUAUCCAGGCUCUUACUGGGGAAUGUCCAAGUAUGCAUCCGACUUCGGUGAAGGUGCUGUAAAUGACAUGAUCGUCCAUCCACCAAAUCGAAGCGAGGGCAACGAGCUUUUACUUCUGCGCUUUGAGGUUCCACAUUCGGGCCAAUACACCUUGGACCUCUUUGGCGCCAGAUCGCGAGGCGAUGGUCUUGUGGAUGCCCUCCUUUUCGUGAAUGAUGAGGAACGAAUUGUUUUGAAGAAUUUGGCAAACGCUGAAUUGCCCACCACUACGAAUGGAAUGAACAUUGUGCAUAACUUGGGGCAGCUGGCAGCGGGUGACUAUCUCUAUUUCGCCAUCCGCGGUGAUGGUAUGGCUGACGUCAAGCUUCGCUUCAGGAUUAUUGGAGUCAUUGGAGUCAAGAAGGCAGCCACUGAGAGCACUACGACCUCUACGAGCACUUUGGUGUGCAACUGCCAGGAGAUCUGCACCAAGGUGCAAGGGGCUGUUGUUCCUCCGACCGCUGCCUGUGAGGAAGAUGGGUGCAACUCAAAUUGCCGUGGAUUUGGCUGUGGCUUCAAGUGCGCUGCGGAGGCUUGCGCGUCCAACUGCCAGGGAGAGCUUUGCGGCUAUCAUUGCGAGGGCAAAGAGUGUGCAUCCAACUGUACCGGAAGUGCCUGUGGUCGACGAUGCAAGCAGACUUCUUGUGGAGAGAGGUGUGCAGGAACUGAGUGCAGCUCAGAAUGUCAAGGGAGAAACUGCGGGAAAUCUUGCGAAGGCUAUCGGUGCGCAUACAAAUGCGUGGGAUAUCAGUGCGCAAAAGGCUGCGUUGGAGUGGAAUGUGGUUAUGGAUGUGAAGGUGAGGAAUGUGCUUCUGACUGCGUUGGUGAGAACUGCAACGGUGAUUGUCAAGGCAAAGACUGUGAUCUCGCCGAAAAGCCCUUGCAGCUUGUCACUACUCCAGUGACUCCAGAGUCAAUCGCUUGCGAUUGCGACUGUUCAGGGAAUGUCGCCGUGCAAGGAUUUGCAUAUGUUGAAGGCCCCAAACUGAGUAACCUGGCCCAAGUGCAAUGUGAUGCAGAAGGUGCUGAAAUGGGCAGCAUCGAAGAUAUUGCGCAUCGGUGUGGUAGUUUUGAGCAUUGCCACAGCCUCUUCGACUAUAACUGUGACGGAAUUGCUUGGAGAAAUUGUCGGAGCUCAGCAGCCAGACUGCAGAACUAUAGUGGUGACAGCGGUGCAUGCUCCAGAUUGAAGCAGGCUGGCUGGCUCUUAUUCGGAACUGCGCAACGUGGCGUUCAAUUCGCCCGUCCAUACCUAGAGAGUGCAUCUCCAGUUUCGGCUAUGCGAAUGGACAUCGACUCGAUCUCUGUGAGGGCGGUUGAUGUGACCAUGAAGAAAGUCUUUGGCCUUACUUCUUCGGCUGCGGACGAUGAAACCUUCCAGGAGGGGGGAUGCCUGAAACUUCUGCCCGCUGGCACUGGUGGUGUUGUGGAGCUUCCCGACGGAAGCAAGAAAGACUACUCCAACGGAGAUGUGUUCACCGUGAACCUUGGGCAAAAAGGCUUCGAAUUCUUCCAGAACGACAUAUUGUUAGGUUCCUGGUCGACAGAAAAGCUACCUGGGCAGCUACUAGCCAAGCUGUGGCUUUUCGACCAGCACUCCUCUCUGGAAGUUUUGCAAGCCUGCAAAAAUGUCGAAGGGUCCUACAUCUCCGACGCUGGCCCUGUGGUUGUGAAUCAGAGGGGAUGUGCGAUCACUGUGAAUCAGCAAGGAUCAGGAGCCGUGAGCGGAGUUGUGUCCGGCAAUUCUCUCAUGCUUGGUGCUGUGGGAUACUCGCAGGAUGGUCCCUUGCUCAGAUUGUGA
This is a messenger RNA of Cladocopium goreaui, 3057 nucleotides long. NCBI's taxonomy places the organism in Eukaryota, Dinophyceae, Suessiales, Symbiodiniaceae. The record is from the annotation of a GenBank genome assembly.